CUGAAUUAACAGAGUUGCCACCAGCUGCUUUUAGUUGCCUCAGCAGUAAAUGGGGCUGCUGCACGAACAAGCCUCUUGGCCGAGGUGAUUCCCGAUAAUUUGAAUCUAAAUAUCCAGCUGUUGGGUGGCUUCAGACGACAGUUGAUGUGUUGAAAGAUUAACUCAGACACCUUCUGUGAAUGUGGGUUGAAGGCUUGCAGCAUGUCAAGGAAGACCAGAAAAGAUGCAAUGAACAUUCUGUAAUCAGGAAAAUGAGAGAAUUUCUUUGAGAACACAGCAGAAACCUUUCUUUCCUGCAGCUGGAACAUGUGGCCACAUGUUUUUGAUAUUUGGUUAAUUUAAAAAAGGACUCUCUGUCAGGCUAUCUGGUGACCUUGUAAAUCUUGUACCUGUGUGACAAACGUGCCUUUGAAACUUGCAGUAAACAGUUCAUUCUCUGGAAAACCCAACUGUUGGAAAAAUCACUAUUGAAGAAUCAUGUCAAAAAACCUGGAGAUCAUCAAUUUGUCAUUUUUGUUGGAACAUGAGAGGGAAACAAUACUGGGAGUACUGAAGAGAGAUGAGUAUUUGAAAAAAGUGGAAGAUAAGAGGAUAAGGAAAUUGAAGAAUGAGUUGUUGGAAGUGAAACGAAAAGGUGGAAACCGCCAUUGUCGACAGGACCGUGGCAGGGUCUGUGUUCGCUGUCAGAAAAACCUGGGCUUAAUCUUUGACAGGGGGGACCAGUGCCAAGAAUGCAAACUCACAGUUUGCAACAAGUGUCGUGUUUUGGGAAUUGAUGGGAACUGGAAGUGCACUGUGUGUGCCAAGAUCGCACAGCUAAGGAUAGUGACAGGUGAAUGGUUUUUUGAAGAGAGGGCAAAGCGCUUCAAACAGUCCAACCUCCUUGGAACUGAUGUUGUCAGACAGUCCAUCCUACGCAAAGUCCCAGAUACUGUUUCCGCUAAGAAAGAAGGAGGACAAGAGAAAUAUCAGGCCCAGGAGACUGUAGAGCAAAGGCCAGAUACCCCAGCUUCCUCCACAAGUGGGCAGAAAUCAAUAUUCAGUGGACCCAGAAAGAUAGGGAAGGUCAUCAGGGCAGUGACCAAAGGAGAAAUCACCAGUGUGAAAGCUGAAGAUGGAAGAAGCAGCAGUUCAGAGGCUGAUGCCCAAAGUUUACGCAGUGUUAGGUCUACUCCCUGUUCUGACAGGGGGAGCACUCUUUCACUGAACAACAAUGAUGCAGAGACCCUUCCCGGUAACAUGAAAGGCACAGUGAGCUCUGGGUACCGAAGCAAUGCCUCCAGUCCAGUCUGUCCAAGGUCACCAGCACUGAGCACACGCAGCAUGACUUCAGAUUACAGCAGGCAGGAUCCUGGUUUAAAAAAUGAUGCUUCUGUGCCUGCAAGUGAAAGUGUACCUGAAGAUUUAGUGAAAAGACACCGUAGGAAUGCAUCUGAAACACCUUCAAUAGCAGUUUCUAGGGCAUCUCUAGCAUCAGAUCUCAGCAAAUCUGAGAUAGAUUUGGGUGGGUCUUUCUCAGAAGAAAACAAGGAUGCUGUAAGCUUAAGAAGUAAAUCAGUACCUGAUGCUUUAAACCAGGACCUGGAUUACCUGGAUGAGAUAGAGGAAGACCCUGAUGACAUAGCGGCCACUCAUUAUCUAAAACAUCGUGGACAUUUGGCAAGUGGAUUAUCAACAAACUUUCCUGAAGGCUCUGACAGGAAAUGCUCCUACUUAAAUGUACCUGACGCAGAUGGUGAUACUACUAGCAUUAACAGCAUAAUGAGUGUUUACAGUGAAACUGGGGACUAUGGCAACGUGAAGGUCAGUGGGGAAAUACUUCUCCACCUCAGCUACAGCUACAAAAUGGGUGCCCUCAACAUCCUGGUAAAAAACUGCAGAAACCUGGCCGUAGCAGAUGAAAAGAAGCAAAGAAUAGAUCCCUAUGUCAAAACAUACCUCCUGCCAGACAAAUCUCGCCAAAGUAAACGCAAGACCAAAAUCAAAAGCAACACCAUCAAUCCAGAGUUUAAUGAAACCCUGAAGUAUGUCAUCAGCCAUACACAGCUAGAGACCAGGACCCUCCAGCUUUCUGUCUGGCACUAUGACAGAUUUGGGCACAACAGCUUUCUUGGGGAGGUGGAAAUUCCUUUGGACUCCUGGAAUUUUGAAAAUCAGACAGAUGAAUGGUUUGUGCUUCAACCCAAGGAGGUUGCAGCAGAUGUCGGGCUUCAGUAUAAAGGAGAGCUGAUAGUUGUUUUACACUACAUUCCCCCUGAGAAAAACCUAAUGCUUCCCCUCGGACAGUUUCAAGGAAAGAAGAGUUUAAAAAAAGGAAAGAAAGGAAACACACAGAUGCCUUCUGGGGGUAUGUUGGAGGUCCUCAUCAAGGAAGCCAAGAAUUUAACAGCUGUGAAGUCAGGAGGCACUUCUGACACAUUUGUUAAAGGAUAUCUGCUCCCAGAUAACAACAAAGCAACAAAACAUAAAACUCCUCUAAUAAGGAAGAGUGUGAACCCCCACUGGAAUCACAGCUUCACUUUCAGCGGCUUGAAUCCUAUGGAUCUACACAACGUAUGCCUAGAACUAACAGUCUGGGACAAGGAGUCACUCUCCAGUAACAUCUUUUUGGGAGGUGUCCGUCUGAGCACUGGAAGUGGUGUAAGUAAUGGGAAGGAAGUUGAUUGGAUGGAUUCCCACGGGGAAGAGCAGCACCUCUGGCAAACGAUGAUGGACAAUCCCGGAGUUUCUGUGGAAGAAUUCAGAACCUAAAGCUUUCUCUGAAGAAGGGUUAUCACAAUCAUGCUUAUUUGAGAGGUAAAAAUCCUGCCAUUCACAAUGAAACAGCAGCUGAAGCUCCAGGUUUUAUGACAUGAAGUACUAAUGGCUAAAUAACUACAGCUUGAGUUUUGUACCUGAAACUGAAGAAAUGCCCUGUCCUCUACAGUUAUAUCUCCCAUUUACAAUUGAGGCCGAAACCUUCAAAUUGUAUGUCGUUUCUCUCCUUUCUAGUCUUAUUUUUUCCUGUUUCUGGGUUUGGCUUGAGUGGCAUGAAACUGCUGAACGUGUCACGAGUUACCUAUUAAAAUAAUAAUGUACUAAUGUUAGGUGGAAAAUAUAUAUGUUUUUAAAUAUCCCUUUGUUUGCAUUACAAAGAACACCAUAGGUUACUAAAACAGAUUUCUAAAAAUCUAGGACAAGACUUUGAAAAGUGACUAGUGAUUUUGGGUGCCCAAUUAGAGAUGCUUUAAAGGGCUCUGAUAUUCAGGAAGGGCUGAACACACCUCCUCUGAUAAUCAGACCCCUUUAAAGCAGCUCAGAUUGGACACCCAAAAUCAGUAGCUGCUUUUAGAAAUUCCUAGCUGUGAUUUUCUUUAUUCCAUUUGGCUGUUUACAUUUGUUUACUUUUGGAAUUUCACUCAGUUAGGGCAAUGAAAAGAGACUAGUCUGUUUCUAGUCAAUUUUACUUUCCUAUUCUCAUGCAUUUUCAUGGGAGUGAGGGUACUUCUGUUCACAAAAGCCCGGAGGAAUGUAUAAUUGAAAGCACAGAAACCAAACAGACAAACACACCCCGAUGCACUCUUUUAUUACAUGUUUCUUUAGUUUCACAAUAAUUCGUUUAGAAAUGGGUUUUCUUCAACAGUUGUCCCCUCAAAAAGUACCCUAUAAUUGGGGCCUAAACUACCCUAUCUCUUUAAUGGACUCAGAGUCUGGAUUUCCUAAGGGGUUUACAUCAAUGAGAGAUGUUUGUUUUAAGAGUUGUUACAUUACACUGACAUGGAGGCUCAAACUCUGUUUUCAUGUAUGUGUUUGGCCAAAUUUUAAAAAAAGUAACACUUAUUAAACUAAAGAAAAUGAUUGAGAGUAAAUCCUGACUCUGUUGAAGAUAGUGGGAAUUUUGCCAUUGACUUGAGUGGGGCCAGGAGUCUUAGCCUAAAAGGGUUGAGUAGCAUGGGCCAGAUAAUAAAGAGGCUCCAUCCAUUAUCUGUAGUUUUAUAUUAAGUGUAUGGAAUAAGACAAUAAAUUCCAAGUAGGAAGUAUUUCUGUUAGGAGGCUGCUGUUUGUUUAUGGAUGGGAUCUGGGCAGUGCUGUGAGUGUCUCACAGCUUAGUACACACCGUUUAGUUUUUGUUCUAUUUUAAUGUGUGCCUAUCACACAUGGCUCUAAUGAAUCAAUGUCGUAAACCCCAGCAGCUAUUUAGAAAGCUUUGCUCUUCAGUGGUGUGAUCAGUACAUUUGUAGAAAGCAUUUGGUGUGUGGAAACCAUUGUCACAUUAAUAAUACCCCUUAAGUACCUGUUCUCUCUUUUAUAUAAAUGGUGCAUGGGAUGGGGAAAGUAGAAGAUAACUGAUCACACAUCUGACUUUUUGUUUUCCAGAUAUUUGAUUAAUUGCUUAUAAUUCUGUGCCAUUAUGUACUGUGUGUCACCAGACUGAGCACUAAGAUGGCCAAUAAGUAGGGUUACCAGAUAGCAACUGUGAAAAAAACAGGAUGGAGUUGGGAGGUAAUAGGCGCCUGUAUAAGAAAAAGUCCAAAAAAACCAGGACUGUCUCUUUAAAAAGGGGACAUCGGUCACCCUACCAAUCAGGGACCAAGUUAAAACCUCCCUUGUAUAUAGAUUUGUGGCACUGAAAGUACAUGAACAAUUACUCAAGGCAGAUUUUUACAGAAAUCUCAAUCUAAUUACUUUUACAUUUAACCCUGAUUUAUAAAUUCUAGUCCUAAAUAAUAAGACUUGACACAGUAGAUAAUUCUAAACUAUUCUUUAGCACAGUUUUAUAUAGCUACAAUACUUGGGAACAAGAAGAAUCUAUUUUUAACAGUAUUGAUUUAAAAAAAAACAAGUCAAGCACAAUGCAGUAUAUUAAAAUAUGUAUUUUUCUAACCAUUUUAACUACAAAGCUUCAUUUUCUACCUUACUUUUCCCCUAAUAAUCAGUGGGUUUGACUUAUUUAAGAAGCAUGAAGUUAUAAACAUUAAAAGCUAUAAUAAAAAAUACAAAUAUCACUGUAAAAUCUUGAGCCAGACCAAUAAACACCUCCUUACACUGCCUUGUCACUGCCCAUUGCCCAGGGAUCUUGUCUCUAAUGAGUGCUGACAUUUUAUCAACGCACCUCUUCUCUUUGCUAAUGGGCCAUGGAAGGGACAUCGCAAAGGCAUAGAGGGAACCCCUUCAUCCUCCUUCGAGAGUCACGCUGUCAUUGCUUUUCUGUGACUCCAUCGUAAGAAGUUCCAACAUCGCUUUCUCAGCUGGCAGCUCAGCAAAGUGAUUUUGUGCCACCCUUCUCAAGGGGCUUUUGCUGGCAAACCUGAGAGGAGGGUUCUGGGUGGUAAGUGCCAUUUAUCAUGGUACAUUAAGUCGGAACCUUACCACAUCGUGCCCUCUCCGAUAAAGAUUACACUAGGGAGAUGUAAAACUAGAGGUUGCUUUUCAGAGGAAAGAUUUAAUUGUGUAGACUCAUGUUAUAUGUUUCCCUGAUUGGUUAGCCUAUGUAAUUUGACACGCUUCUGACUAGUGUUCUGGAAGAAGUUAACAAAAGUACAACAGCAAAGCAAGCUUUGAAUAUCCUAAAUCAUUGAUUGAAAAGACUGAAAUGUAGGAGGAUGACAGUUGAAACUGUGUUCCCUCCCCAGUCCCAUUUUCUUCUCCUUUUAAUUCUGGAUCACAGAACCCAUUAAAAAGGGUGUUCAAAGUCAUAAUACCACAGUCACCUUGUCUGUCAGCUCACAUGCUACAAUAAAGGUUGCCCCUGAAUCUUCCCAUAGUUCUCCCUCUCCCACUCACCCCUCCAUGUAGCCUUCAAUAAAUCCUCCACUAAGGAUCACAUCUGAUAUGUCAAAUUCUUAAAUUUAUGCUGGCCUCAGAUGGCAAGGACCCUGGGCAGUGUUUAGCAGUCACAGGCCCACUUUGAUAUUGGCCCUACUUCUUUUCCUCAUUAUAAAGGAGAACUGAAGUUUUAUUUCCCAGCCUGGGAUACUGGUUUUUCUCUUUUCAACAAUAGCAAAACAACACCACCACCACACAAUCCAACACCAGAAAACAAACAAAUGGUUCUUUCUUAGAGCUGACCUGCAUGCAGAAUGGUAAUAAUGCAUUGGGAACGUUAUUUCCUAGAUUUUUAAAAAUAAUACAUAUUCAAAGAUGUUGAGGGCAAGAUUUAGGAGGCCUGGGAUACAGGCUGUGGGAAGGAGUUGGAUCUGAGCAAUUCCCAUAGAGGAUGGCAAGCUCUAAGUAGUAAUGGUGUAUUCUUCCUUAAUUGUCCAUGAGAUGCACUAGACCAUGUUAGUGGAUUCCAAACACUGUGCCCAAUGGGUGAGGGGUGCUGUCUGACACGGUGGUGAUAAUGCACAUGCAGCUAAAUAGUGUAUAUUAAUGCUAGUGCGUGAGCCUGAACUUGUGAACAAGUGGCUUUCGGUUUGUUUUUGAGAAUCUAUUCUUCCCACAGCCUGUGUCAUGAUUUACAUUAGCUAUUGCAAUAUUUCUUAUUUGUGACUAUGAAUUAUACACAGCUGCAUACUUCUAGUCCUCUUCUGGAGAACUUGAUGCUUUUUAGCCUUAGGCUGCUUUGGAUGGCAUGAAUGAACUCCCCUUUUACUUACUUUUGGGGUUUGUUUAGCAACAAAAUUAGUCUUUGUUGCAACAGUUAGAGAAUGUCAUGUGUCCUCUUCUGAAUUCUUUCUUGUUCAAACUCUCUGUUGCUAGCUCUCCAUUUGAUACAAUUAGAGUGGAAAUGAACACUAUUAGCAUUAAAUGACAUUGCAUUAUAAGAAGUUCUGCCAAAAUUGAGCCAAAACUUUCCUGCCCAGCUUGCUCUUGUCCUUUCCUGUGUACUGUACAUUCAGACUUGUGGACUGUGGAAGAAGGUUGAUGGUGAACUCAUUUGUAGUUAUUGUAAAGUACAAUGUUCUCUCUUACAAUAAAAUUAAUUAAAGAUG
Messenger RNA from Gopherus flavomarginatus (Mexican gopher tortoise), 6914 nucleotides. It is a transcript of the gene SYTL5, whose product is annotated as synaptotagmin like 5. The transcript has 19 exons. Gene Ontology annotation, biological process: intracellular protein transport; exocytosis. Gene Ontology annotation, molecular function: phospholipid binding; small GTPase binding; neurexin family protein binding. Gene Ontology annotation, cellular component: plasma membrane; exocytic vesicle. The coding region runs from base 478 to 2751 and encodes 757 amino acids. Lineage: Eukaryota; Metazoa; Chordata; Testudines; Testudinidae. The record is from RefSeq and is a predicted model, not a curated record.